Molecule: messenger RNA, 627 nt
Organism: Periconia digitata
Lineage: Eukaryota; Fungi; Ascomycota; Dothideomycetes; Pleosporales; Periconiaceae
Source: the annotation of a GenBank genome assembly
AUGUCCGAUCACGAAGCGGAAAGGAGAGACGAAAUCGAAGUCAUCGAACUGUCAUCUGACUCCGAAGAAUACGAUGAAACGGAAGAGGAACCACAUAACCCUUCCGCAUACACCACGGAACGCCCCGUACCCUUCCCACUCAAAAACGGCGAACCCAUCAACGAAACAACAAAAAUCCGACGCUUCUACAACGUACUCAACUCCAUGAAGCGAAUCCCCUAUACCGUUGACCGACCCCCCAACGGCUUCUCCUUCAACAAUUGGCACGGCGACUUCAACCACGCCACAAAGUAUGGUGUGUUCCCCGGGGACGAAGAGAUCCCCGACUACGAAGCCAACAACAGCGAGCGAAAGCGAAGAUGCCGAGCUCAUGCAAUCUUGAUCGAACACGGAUAUGGCGUGGAGGCGGAAGUCCCAUGUGGACGAUGCGAAUCUCAAGGUAAGCGCUGCCUCGUCUACCACCCCCAUCUCGGGUUUUCUUUGAGCCAUCAAGAUGCCCCAUCAUUCCACUCCCAGUUUGGUUUCAGAUGCAGCGGUUGUAGGACGGGGAGUUCGGAGAAGACUGGAUGCAAGGCGCAUUGGACCGCAACAGAGGGUCUUGAAGACGUGAGGUACAUCGACCAUUGA